UAAGCGUUAUUGAGAGAAAUUCCGCCUACAUGUAGACUCACAAAUUGAAUUAGCGAUCGCAAAGCCGUGUCCAGCAUACUCGCUGCCAAACCCACACACGAUAUGAUCGCUAGUCAUUAGCAUCAAUUAGGAAAUUGUGCAAAACAUGUUACAACCAUGGCUCCGCUUUGCGACUUUGGCCCAGUUUGUAGUUGGAAGUGAGCUUGUGAAGAGUGAGUCUAGAUGAUUGGGAAAUCUGUAAAGAAUAAGCCCUAAAGUGAUGCGAAGGUUUGGAAUAUGAUCGAACAAUGGUCAAGGAUCGACUCCAAGAGCUGUUAGAGAAAAGCAAAUUCGUAGAGGAAUACAAAUACGUUCUGGAGCAUGAUUUCCGGACGAGGUACAACCAGGAUCUGAUUCUGGAGGAUCUUGAUCAAUUCUCGGAAAUCGCCGGCUGGAUCCGUCAGCUACACCGGAACAUUACGGACAUUGAGGUGAACAUCUUUUGCGAAGGGUGGACCAAAGCGUACCAGAAGCUACGGGAGAAUGCCAACCUGUGCUAUCGAAUCUACGGAGCUGUCAAGCGAUUGCCUGGGGAACUGGAUGGCAAGAAGAAGGCUGUUUCAAGUCGGGAAUGUGGAGCGGAUGGUGACGGUGAGGAAGACGAUCUGGUGAAUCGGGUGCGAAGUGUUCAGUUCGAAAGCAUUAAGACUGCCUACACAAAGGCGUAUUGGAAGUACGACGCGGUGGUACGGCGGUAUGAGGAUACCGUCAGGCGGAGUAGUUUGGUUGUACCCAUCCCAAAUGAGUGCCCCUCGACUGACGCAACGGAUCCUCUUCUAUCUGCAAUCCAGCACCGACGACUAUCCCACUGUGACCAGCUGCUUCGCUCAAAGUCCCUGGAGGAAGCCUACAGCACCCUGGAUGCCAUCGAGGAGCGUCACAAGGAUCUCCUAGCGUUGGAACGGUCACUCAUCGAGAUGCGUGACCUGUUCGUUCUGUUCACGACGCUGGUGAUGGAGCAUGGUAGCAUACUGAAUUUGGCAGAGACUAAUGUCCAGGCUGCCUCGUGGUAUGUGGCCAACGCGGUAGUCCAGCUGAAGACGGCUCGCGAAUAUCAGUGGCGGGCGACCAAGCGGAAGUGUCUCUGCUUCAGCGGGACUGGGUUUUUGGUGGUAAUCUUGGUGAUUCUGGUGGGGGUUGUGGUUUGCAUAGCGGUUAAAAAAUUAGUAUUCUGAGCUGUUUUAUUUAUUUUUUUGAGAAAGAAAUUCGAGUAGAGUACAGUUCUUGUAAUUGAUCUUAACUAUACAUGAAAUUGCUAAAUCAAACCCGUGCAGCGCCUUUAAAUGUACUUGAUUGAUAUACAAUCUACUAUCAAAACAUGUACGUAGAAAUGCUUUGAAAUAUAUAUUUAUAGCGCACAAGCCGUGAAAUAAACACAUUUUUGAAUGAAUCACAAAAGAAAAGAAGCGACUGCUACAAAAUGAACAAAUUUGGGUACGAUUGGUUACGUCUUCGCGCUUCGAAAUUUGUAAAGGAUAUAAAAAAACAUACUUUUUAACUUUUCUCUCAUGAUGAACGUAAUUUUUACCCAAACUAUGUAACCGAUGAUGAUUGAAUGUACCGAAAAACUUUGUCGAAGACCGUAAAGCGAUCCGAUAAUUGUGCCAAAAACUACUUAUUCACCUUCUAUCGGUACAAUAUGGCCCAGAGAAUCGCUUUGAACUAUUAAAGUACUGUAUUUCUGCUUUAUAAAGAUAAUUGAUACUUUUGUAUAUAAGAGUAUUGUGAUGUAUUAUGGUUAAGGCCUGUACUCGAAAAAAAUGCACCACAGAAAAUAGUGUAUAACUUUUUAUUGAACGCAUCCAAACAGCUGUUUUUUUUUAAACAGUUACUGUAUAGUAUGUGUAGAUGAUUCCAUGGAAAUUUCAUAAAAAUCGUUAAAGUAUUGGCGAAGAUAUCUCAGACGCAAAGAAUGAGAUUUUUCAAAUGUUGUGCAAACGAAGAUUAAAAAAAGAAUUCCUUUUUGUUUCUCUUUUAGCUCUAGAGCCGAAAAUACUCAACCGUUUUCGAUGAAAUUUUUUCUGUAAGUAAAGUAUGUACAUGGAAACAUUUUGAGGUAAUUUCAUUCAAUUUGAUCGGACCUAUAAAAAGUUGUGGUCGUAUAUGUGGCCAAAUGUCGCAAUACCCGAGCAAAGUCGAAUAACAGCCCCAUUACAAAAUGAUAACUAGUGCUCGCUCCAGAACUCAUUUAACACUUUUGUGUUAUUACCUUGAUAAUUCAUGUUACCAUACCUGUCAAACUCUAAGCAUCAUCAUCGACAAAAACAUCGGGAGUUAGUUAUCAAUGACCGAGAAAAUAUCUCUCUGAUAACAAAACAAGUUUUCAAUCAGAUCAAUCUAAUUGAUAUACAGAAGUUGUUAUCAGGAUGCCCCUCAUGAUAACAUAAUGAGAUAUUUUGAUGAUAUCAUGGGUAUAAUUGGUUGUUAUCAUGUUUGUUAUGUUGCCUGUUUAUUCAGCCAAACUGAGAACAAAUUUAGUUAAUAAUUUUUGAUAUCAGAUAACACAGUAUGUUAUCCGUUUAUUAUGAAACUUUGCUCGGGUAAUCAAACAUGUUUUUUUUUAUUGUGACAUUCAAAGUGUUCUAACUUUGAAAGUAUUCAUCCAAAAUGGCUAAAAAUUUGACUGAGAACAGUUUAAUAUAAUAGUUUAACGCUGUCAAAUUUUGAUAAGAAUCGGGGCAGUAUGGACAGUUCUACAGUCGAAGCAGUGCACACGGACCUUAUCAUUGUUAAAAAAUGCCUAAAUUUUCUCUGACGCGGUUUGAGUUUUGAUUUCUAGAAUUAAAAGUGCCGAACCGAUUUUGAUGAUAUUUUUACCACUUAAUAUUUAUUAGGUUGGGAACCUAUUUAUUUAUUUAUUUAUUCUCAUUUAUUCAGUAACAUAAGACAUACGUCUUUUAAAUCGUUACAAUUGUUUCAUUUAGAUAGAAAAAGUGCCACUGUUUUGAAUUCAUUUUAAUUAACUAAUAUUUAUACAAUUACAAUACAUAAUUUAAUUAAAGUGUUCGAUACAUUUCCUCUUAAAAACUGCCCCCGAUGAUAUAAGAGUUAAUUCAUUUGGCAAAGUAUUCCAAUAAGAAACACCUCGUACAAAAAAGCUUUUACUAUAUUUAGCAGUAUAGUGUCUAUGAAUGACGAAUUUUUUUGAUCUUUACACAAGCGUUUAAAGCAAUUUUUAAUCUAUUGAAAGCAAUGCACAAUGGGAAAAAAUAGGUAUAAAACGCGAAUAAAUUCAAUAUCUCUGCUCGGAGUGGAUGGAUUCGAAUGAAUUUUUGAUACAAACUGUAAAAAUCUCUAUAGUUUCAGAUAAGGUGGGUGUCAUUCACCGCACGAUGCUGGAAAUCAGUGUAUCGGACCCGUUUUACCCCACUCUCUCUCUUUCACUUUUUUGGAAAAAUCUGAAGUGCAAAAUAAGUGGUUUAUUUAAUUCGUGUUUGUGUUAAAACUUCCGUAGUAUCGAAUGGAGCUGGUUUGGCUCACCGCACGGCGUUAAACAUUGAAAUAUCUUCAAAUAACCCCGAUAUUCCCUAUUUCUUUGAAUUUUCACAUGCAUCUCUGCCCGGAAUGGAACGCAAUUGAUAAGAGCAGGACCAACCUUAUGUCAAAUUCCCGAUACUAUGGAAGUUUUUACACAAACACGAGUCAAAUAAGGCAUUUAUUUUGCACGCCAGUCGGGAAUAGAUGAGGAUUUUCUCAAAAAGGUGUGUGAGAGAGAUCGGGGUAAAACGAGCUCAAUACACUGAUUUCCAGCAUCGUGCGGCGAAUGACACCCACCUUAUCUGAAACAAUAGGGAUUUUUACAGUUUGUGUCAAAAAUUCAGUCGAAUCCAUCCACUCCGAGCAGAGACAUUGAAUUUAUUCGCGUUUUAUACCUAUUUUUUCCCACUGUGCAAUGGUAGAGAUCUGCAUGAUCAAGAAGUCGCAUGCCAAGAAGUGAGGUAAUAUGAGACUUUUAAAUAGGCUAAGCUUCAUUUCUGUUGACAAAAAAUAAGUUUGCAAUUGCAAAGAUCUUAAUUUUCCAUAUACUUUACCGCAUUGCUGUUGUACAAAAGGAUCCCAAUCUAAACUGGAUUGAAUUGUGUAACCUAAGCUGGUCGCCGAUUGAACAUAUUCAAUUACAUUGCCGUUUAUUACAAUUACUGGCUUAGAGACGUUGGUAUUGUUGGUAGUUAUGAACAAAGCGUGAGUUUUAUUUACGUUCAAUCUUAAAGUGUGUUUCAUGGUCCAAUUAAACACAUUUUUUAAAUCUUCAUUGAUAUUAUUUGUUAUAUUUGCCGCAUCAGAACUUGAAAACUCAUAGUACAGCUGCACAUCAUCUGCAAAAAUCUCUAUCUUGCAAUAUUUAAGAACAUUUGGCAAAUCGUUAACAUAUAGCGAGAAUAAUAUUGGGCCCAGGAUUGAUCCCUGCGGUACACCAGAUGAAACAGAAGUUAGUUCAGAGUACUCGUUAUUAACAUGCACAGCUUGAAAACGAUUUGAUAAAUACGGCUUCAUCAAGAGUACGGCAUCACAUGAAAAACCAAAGUUAUGUUGAAGUUUUCUACAUAAGAUACCAUGCGAGAUCGUGUCAAAUGCCUUAGAAAAAUCUAGUAGCAUCAAUAUGGCAGAAUUACCUUUGUCAAGCAUUAUUCCGAUAUCGUCAACCACUUUGAGCAUCACUGUUUUUGUGCUGUGCUUAGGCCUGUAUCCAGACUGAUGCGGACUCAAUAAGUUGUUUUCGUUAAUGUAGAAACACAUCUGAUUUUUAAAAGUUUUUCAAACACUUUGGAUAGUCCAGGCAAUAUACUUAUUGGGCGCAAAUUUUCCAAUGAGUUUUCCUUCGACUUUUUCUUUAUUGGCAAGAUUUUAGCAUUUUUCCAAGAUUUAGGAAAUGUAUUGGUCAUGAUAAUCGAAUUGAAAAUAUGGGUUACAGGUUUAAUAAUUAGUUUAAUAAUUUAAUAAUUAACAACAGUUUUAAAAACUUUAGGUUGAACAAGAAAGAAAUGUAUCGUGAACACUACCCCCUCGAAAAAUAACAUAAUAUUCAUACUAAUAAUUUUACAAGUGGCGCAAGAAAAACAAAGAAAAUUAGAGUAAUCAACGUAAAGGCAGUAUUUCGAUACAGUACAAUGACUUGUAGAAAACCUAUGGUGCAGCAAUAGAUGAACGUCCUUCAAUCCCAACAGCAAAAACAGCAGCAGGCAGCAACAGGCAACAACAGCAGCAACAACGGUAGCGAACGGUGUAGAUUUAACUUUCAGAAGUGGAAUCAUAGGAUAAGUUGAUGGGAUUGGAAGGAUACAGAUAAGCAUAAUUUGGAAAGGUAUCAACGUUACGUUGGCAUUAGAGUGACUGGAAGGGAGAGUGGCGUCAAUGUCAAAAUUGGAACAACGAUCAUCUGUACAUAAUCCAUACAAAUUCCUGUUCCAAACAAGCAGGAGACCUGUCAAAAUUGGAACAUGACGCCACUCUCCCUUCCAGUCACUCUAGUUGGCAUAUUUGACUUUCAGGAAGGAGUCAUAGGAGUGCCGGAGAGGAUUGGAAGGAUUUAGAGUAACAUUUUUGGAAAGGUAAAUUGAUGUUUUUCAUCCUGACCAGGAAUUUUCCCAGCGAAGCCUCGGAAGUCACAGCCAUCGGUUGAUGAUAGCUUCACGAAGACGAUUCCGUUCCGAGAGAACACACAGUGGAAGAUUCCAUGUUUUUUUUUUAAUUUGACAGCCAUCGAUCGCAGUUUCCUCUCUUCGGGUCCCAGGUCCUCGUUGUCAAAAAUACGGCUACUGCUCGAAAAACCGAUGCUAGUCAGCGAAAGGUUGCAAGCUCGCAAGUAACGGGAGAAAAACUCAUCUCACUGAGUGCGAAUCGCAAAUCGUAGAAUAAUAGCAGUCGGUCGAUUAACAGUUGUGGUCCUUCUCGAUAGUCGGUGAGCAACAGCUACAUGAAUGUAGUCGUCGUAUGAGUAACCCAGAGCACGGCACCAAGCAUAGUAGUAUGUAGCGAGAUUCUCUCCUCUCGAAUAAGGCACCCCAGUUAUGAUGAGAUUGUUUUGACGACGAAAUCUCUCCAUGGAUCUCCUGACAAAUUCCGAAUGGUUGUCGAUCACUGCUCUCAGUGUGUUAGCGGCCUGGACAUUCUCUACUCUCAUCUUCUUGAUAUCCGCAGCAACGUUUGAACAAAAAAGAGCCCAUCUGCAAUUUGACAGUAGCUUCGAUAGACUCCACAUCUACCUGUGUGCGUUGUUGUAUAUCACCCAGCCUUGACUGUAGCAAAGCUGCUAACUCCGAGAUUGCCAUAUCACUCGGAUGACUAUUGUGAAGAUGCUCGUAAGUUGGCAUAGUAUGCACGAACACUCUGAUUCGAAUCAAGCACUUCGAAAACUACUCGAAAAAUGGCGUGGUUUCACAAGAUGAUAACUUCAUGCACAGAUUAAUCGGUUUUGUAGAGUUUAUUGAUGGUGAAAACAGAUAUAUGACACCAGCACUGCGAAUGUUUUUACAACCACUGCAUGAUGUAACGUUGACAAAGAUUUAUUCACGUUGAUUACAAGUGAUUUCAGAAGAAAUUGCGCCACCACUCUAACUCUACGUGCACUUCAUUCUAUCGCAGCGACUUCCCUUAACCUACAGUCAAGUUUUCAGACGUUUUUACAAACUAACAGUUAAGUUAUAGCCGAAACCAUUUUUUUACAGUGGUGCACAACAUUGUGUAUCUCAUUUUUUGCGUCUGAGAUAUCUUUGGCAAUGCUUUACACCGAUUUUUAUGAAAUUUUCAUGGCAUCAUCACUAUACGGUAACUGUUCAAAAAAUCAGCUGUUUGGAUGCGUUCAAUCAAACGUUAUACACUUUUUUCAGUGGUGCA
Molecule: messenger RNA, 6873 nt
Organism: Aedes albopictus (Asian tiger mosquito)
Lineage: Eukaryota; Metazoa; Arthropoda; Insecta; Diptera; Culicidae
Product: syntaxin-1A-like
Exons: 4
Coding region: 288-1214 (308 amino acids)
Biological process (GO): exocytosis; intracellular protein transport; synaptic vesicle fusion to presynaptic active zone membrane
Cellular component (GO): synaptic vesicle; SNARE complex; plasma membrane
Molecular function (GO): SNARE binding; SNAP receptor activity
Source: RefSeq, a predicted model, not a curated record